Molecule: messenger RNA, 2577 nt
Organism: Phyllopteryx taeniolatus (common seadragon)
Lineage: Eukaryota; Metazoa; Chordata; Actinopteri; Syngnathiformes; Syngnathidae
Product: gastrula zinc finger protein XlCGF57.1-like
Exons: 3
Coding region: 364-2073 (569 amino acids)
Biological process (GO): regulation of transcription by RNA polymerase II
Molecular function (GO): RNA polymerase II cis-regulatory region sequence-specific DNA binding; DNA-binding transcription factor activity
Source: RefSeq, a predicted model, not a curated record
UGCGGUCAAGCCAGCCUCCACUCGUGAAGUAGCAGUCAAGCUAGCCGCCCCUCAUUUUGUUCAUAUUCGGCAUUACGGUAAUAAGUCGCCAACUCGCGGCGAAAUUUGGACCGAAUGUUGUGAAUCCCGGAUCACGACUUUAGCGGACUAAAACAUCAUCCGGAGUCGCCUCGUGCACGUGGAAGCUUCUCGGCCUAGCUUAAUUUAGCUUAGCUGGCUCACAAAGAGACGCGUUUGUGAUCAUUAACUUCGCCAAGCAGAGAUCAAGGUCAAGUGGUUUUCUUUCCACCACCGACUAUCUCCUAUUUCUUACAACGCAUCAUUGCGUUCAACGCCUCCAACCUCGGAGCAGAAAGCGUGAAAAUGUGCGCGAGGAGGCCAGCGGAGUACGAGGAGGAACUUCGCGGCCCCAAAGAGGAGAAGGAGCCACGAGGUCAGCGACUGGACGCUGUGUUCAAUCUGCGGCCUCGAAUUGUGCUACGCAGAGCAGACAUCACUGAAGAUCUUCGUACUGAGAAGCAGGAGCCAGAGCCCCCUCACAUUAAAGAGGAAGUGGAGGAUGAAGAGGUCCACCACAUCAAAGAGGAAGAGGAGCCGAUUUCGAUUAAAAAAGAGGAGGAAGAAGCACGGUCCCACAUCAAACAAGAAGGGGAGGGGGAGGAUAUCACCAAGUUUCCAUCGACUGCUAUGCCUUUGAAGAGUGAAGAUGAUGGUCAAAGUGAGGAGAGCAGACGGGUCGAGCAUCCAAACAGCACCUCAAGUCAACACAUGGCAACAGAAGGUGAUGGAGACCACUGUGCAGUAUCGCAAGCAGACGGCCUCUUAGCUCCACUGUCAGAUCGUGACGACAUGACGUCACACUCUACUCACACUGAUGAGGAUGAUGAUGAUGAUGAUGAUAAACAGUCUGAAGGUGAUAUGACAUGUCACACUGACAACAAACAAUGGAGAUGUUCUCAUUGUGGGAAAACAUUUGCUUAUAAGAGCAGUUUGAAACACCACGUGAGAACCCACACUGGUGAGAAACCUUUUUCCUGCUCGGUUUGUGGUCAAAGAUUCUCUAUGAAGGGAAGUUUAGUAAAACACACAAGAACCCACACUGGUGAGAAACCUUUUUCCUGCUCAGUUUGUGGGCAAAGAUUCUCCGAGAAGGGACAUUUACAAAUACACACUAGAACUCACACUGGUGAGAAACCUUUUUCCUGCUCAGUUUGUGGUCAAAGAUUCUCUGUGAAGGGACACUUAAAAAUACACACGAGAACCCACACUGGUGAGAAACCUUUUUCCUGCUCAGUUUGUGGUCAGAGAUUCUCUGUGAAGGGACACUUAAAUAUACACACAAGAACCCACACUGGUGAGAAACCUUUUUCCUGCUCAGUUUGUGGUCAAACAUUCACGCAUAAGGGAAGCUUAAAAAGACACACAAGAACCCACACCGGGGAGAAACCUUAUUCCUGCUCAGUUUGUGGUCAAAGGUUCACGCAUAAGGGAAACUUAAAAAGACACACAAUAACCCACACUGGUGAGAAACCUUUUUCCUGCUCAGUUUGUGGUCAAAGAUUCUCUGUGAAUGCACACUUAAAAAUACACACAAGAACCCACACUGGUGAGAAACCAUUUUCUUGCUCAGAUUGUGGUCAAAGAUUCACGCAGAAGGGAAGCUUAAAAUUACACACAAUAACCCACACUGGUGAGAAACCUUUUCCCUGCUCAGUUUGUGGUCAAAGAUUCUCUGUAAAGCUACACUUAACAAACCACACAAGAACCCACACUGGUGAGAAGCCUUUUUCUUGCUCAGAUUGUGGUCAAAGGUUCUCUGAAAAGGGAAACUUAAAAAAACACACAAGAACCCACACUGGGGAGAAACCUUUUUCCUGCUCAGUUUGUGGGAAAAGAUUUGCUCAUAAGGCAAACUUAAAAUUACACACAAGAACCCACACUGGUGAGAAACCUUUUCCCUGCUCAGUUUGUGGCCAAAGAUUCUCUCGUUCGUCUCGGGUUAAGACGCACAAGUGUGCUGGUGACAAUAGCCGUGAUCAAGAAGCUUUUAAUGAACAUGUAAAUGUUAUGUAAAUUCAAUUGAUAAUUUUACAAUCCUAUACUGAUGAAUCAUUGGUUUUCGGGCAGCUUUUGGCCCGCCCACAUUUUGUACAUGUCAGCCUGCAUAACGAGCAAAAUGUCCUCAUUGAACUUCUGUUUUCCAUUGUGUAAUUUUUGCCCAUAUUAAAAGUCAGGAUGAAUUAUUUUGACAAAUAUGAGUGAAAAUAGUGAUCGUGAAAUAUGUUGGAACGCUUGCUUAAAAAAAAAAAUCGAAAUGCCUCCUUGAGGAAAGAAGAAUGUGUAGUAUCCAUGUGUGUGUGUGUGAUCAAAUGUAUGUACUCUAUAGAUCACAAAGACGUUUCUGUAGGCGGCAUGGCUGGCUGUCAUAACGCGGAAUGAGCCAUGACGAACGCGUUACGUCGCUUCAUGUCCGGAAACUGCAACUGAUCCAUAAAAUCUAAAAAAAAAAACAAUGGGAUUGAUUGGUGUAAUAUUUUCAGAGGUUGAAGUUGACAAGAGUAAAGAUGUCCGUAUCAA